AUGAGCCAACAGCCGGCACCUGCCGAUCCGGCUGGCAAGGCCGUAGGCAGCACUCAAGGCGGAGUGGCAUCCUCAGCACCGGCUGCGGGCAAUGUCCUUCCCACACCCCCUGGGCAAGCGACUGGAGCCUCCAGGAACAAGAAGAAGAAGAAGAAGAGAAAGGGAGCGCCCUCGAUCUCUGUGCCAGCCGACAACGUCCGUGACGACGACGCAGAGGAUGACACCGGCCCUUCCGCGCCUGUUACGGGCGCCAGCGAGACCUUUGGCGCCGUCGCCCGUGCCGAGUCCACGUUCGACUUCUCACCCCGCCUCCUCUCGCCUGAAGCUGAGGUUCCCACUGUCUCUGAAACGACCCCGGCCAUGAUGGGUGUUCCUGCAGUCGAUACUAUCCAGGGCGCCGAUUUGUUUGCAGACGACGGCGAGAAGGCCGCCGUCCUGGGCGACACACGCUCCGACCUUGCUCCUGGGGCAUCUGCCGACGUGGAGGCCGCUUCCAAGAUCUCCAAGACGGUGGAGCCCAUCUCAGCGCAGUUCCUUGCAGGCGUGUCGACGUUCCCCUCCAACCCGGCCAACGACUUUGAGGAAGGCGCGUUCAAAAGCACCUCGGGCGUCGACACGUCGAUGGACACCGCUGUCGAGGCGACGGGCAAGGAGCACGCCGAGAACAUGGAGGCGGGCCACGCUCCCUCGGAUAAACUGCCAUCGGCGUCUUCGGAGCCGGCAGGUGCCACCCCUCAACAGGCUGCCGCGCCUCCCAUGCGCAGCAGCCAGCCGUGGAUGCCACCUGCGGAGAGCGCAGUCGAACCCAUGAUCCCCGCAGGAGUCGAGUCGAUCGCGUUCGAGGUUCCGACCGUUGACGACGUUCUCGAUGGUAGCACCGACAUUGCUGUGGCUCGCACCGACGGCGUACCUGUUCCCGAGAUGCCCAAGGAACUAGGGGGCGCGUCUGCGCUGUUCGCUGACGAAGCCGAGACCGAGCAGUUCCUUCCGGAAGGCCCACCGUUGGAGACGUUCCCGGCCGACUACCCAGCCGCGGCCCUCUCGCCAGGACACAAGCAACGAAUGCGCUCCGAGGCACACCAGCAGAUGAUGCCAACGGCGGAGGAGGUCGUACCAAUGGUUCCCUUGGAAGUUGAGUCGAUCGCGUUCGAGGGUCCGACCACCGACGACGUGCUCGAUGGUAGCACCGACACUGUAGAGGCGCAGGCCGACGGCGUGACAGUGCCCCAGCUGCCCAAGGAGCUCGGACGUGCGUCUGCGUUGUUCGCGGACGAAGCUGAGACCGAGGCGUUUCUCCCGGACGGUCCACCAUUGGAGACCUUCACUCCAGAUUACCCACCUGUCGCACCGACAUCGCAGCCGAAAACGGAUGGCAACAGCCAGACAUCCUCGUCCACGCACGCACUCUUCGCAGGUGACGGCGAAUACACCGCAUUUGACGUCGGGACUGCCGGCUAUGGGGAGGCGGCCCAGCUCGACUUGAGCGAGUCGAAAGAAGGGGUAAGCCCGCGGAAGGAGACGGGCGCGGCAUCGAGCCUCUUCGUGGACGAGACUGGGACUGGCGCGUUCUUGCCGGAAGGUGACGAUGUUCCAACAUUUGAGCCAGACUAUCCUCCGGUCGCGCCUUCAUUUGCUGCAUCGCACAGGGCCACCGCACCGACCGGGAAAGACCCAGCCCCUGUUGCGAACGCUCGGCCCUCGGAAGCGUCAGCUGUCGAGCAGACGGAUAACAAGAAGCCCAUACCCGCAUUGCCGACCAUGUCCUCAGGCCAGCCCCUCCUCGCUGGCGAGGCGGAGUCGAUCGCGUUCGACAUCCCCACCUACACCGAUGUUGCUGAGGGCGAUGUGGAUGUUGGAGAGGCCCGACAGGAGGGCGUUCACACUCCCCAAAUCCCGACCCAGCUGGGAGCCGCCUCGGCGCUCUUCGCUGACGAGGCGGAGACGGAGGCGUUUCUCCCCGAGGGUGACGAUCUGCCCACCUUCGAACCGGACUUCCCUCCUGCUGUUGUCGGUUGGGUGACCGAGGCAGACAAGCUCUCCCAGUCCAAGCCCUCCCAGAUCCCACGCGCGCAGGCCCUCUUCGCUGAGGACGAGCCGUCUUCGUUCGGCAUUCAGCUCUCGCACUACGAGGAGGACGUACCGUCGACCACUGAAGCGUCAAAGCCGGCCGCGAAUGUGUCGGCAGCAGCUCUGUUUGCAGACGAUGAGGAAUCUGAGUUUGAGAUCGGACAGCCGGCAGGGGAUCAGGACAAGGCGCCCGUGAGCAUGGACCCCAUUCCUGGUGCCACCUCGGCUCGAGCCGUGGCUCAGCCGGCGGAUUCGUCUGCUGUGGGCAAUCAAUUCAUCCAGAGCAUGUUUUCAGCGGAUAACGCACACGACUGGUUUGUCGACACCGGCAUUGACGACACGCAGGAUCUUGGCCGCGCCGACCAGGAGAAGGACGAGCCCAUGUUGGACGCCGAGGAGCUCGAGUAUGACGAGUCGCAAGUUCCCCAGGGAUGGUUUGACGACAAUGGCGAGUUCCAGUGGUACACUGAGGAGGAACGUACCGACGUACGUACCUCCAUGAUUGCGGAUGGGAGCCUGUUGGGCAAGCCCAAGGCCAAGUCCUCCGAUGUCUUCGGCGUGGUUGCUCCCCCAGAACCGCCAAAGCAGGCGACGGAGCCUGAGGCUACCAAUCCGUACGAACCUGCUGUGUACAAACCUCCGGAGAGCCCGACCGGCUCGUACUUCCGCCAACAACCAACGUCGGCAGCUCCGACCUCGUCGAUCAUCACCCCAGCGCUCGCGGCCGUCUCCCCCUAUGCCCCAGCGACAUCCCCUUAUGCCCCAGCCGCACCUGCGGGCCCGAGUGCCUAUGUCCCUGCGGCAACAUCUCCUUACGCGCCGGCACAGCCGUAUGGUGCGGCCGCGCCAACAGCAUUCGACCCCUACGCUCCUGCGGCCUCCUCGAUCGCAGGAUACGGGACAGCGGCGUACAGCAACACUGUCCCGGCUGUGUCGCAGGUUCCAAAACCCGCACCACCAGAGGCCCCUAAGCGGAUGAAGUCGACCGCGUACGACCCUCCACUCCGUCAAGCCAAGAGCUUUGUGGGGCGUCCCAAGUCGACCGCGCCUCCAGCCCCCGCCUACACGGCGCCUAUGGUCAGUGAGGCGCCACCAGCGCCUCCUCCUGGUCCUCCCAAGCGUUCCCAGACCGAACACGGUGCGGCUUCGAUGCUAUCGCCACCUAUGCCGUCGAUGCCGAGCCUGCCCAGGUCUUACUCCGCUGCCGAGCCUAUAACGAACCCUUACGACCCGCAGCCCGUCGCGGCCUACGAACCCGCGAGUUACGCGGCGACCGACAGAUCGCUCUCACCCCCGAUGCAGGCGCCUCCGCGCCCGUCGACUGCGUCGGCCGCGCAUCCACCGAAGCCAACAUCGUUUGAUCCACCGCUUCGCCCGACAUCGUCACGUCCACCGUCGCGCCACGCAUCACGCCCCACCUUCCAGCAACCGCCUAUGACGAGCCCGUUCCCCUCUACCGAGGCGGCUCCCCCAGUGCCAGCUAUUCCCUCGCAGUAUGCACCUCCUCCCAAGGGUGUGGCACCGCCCACGGCGCCAGGUGUGGCCCAGCAGCCCAUCAUUCCUCCGCCUCGUGGCCCAUCUCGUGGUGCUUCUCGCUCUCGCGCUGGGUCACCAAAGUUCGAGAAGUUCGAGGCACCCCCGCCUGUCCCGGCCAUUCCGGCUGGCUUUAGUCACCCUCCGCGUGCAGCAUCCCCUCAUGCGGCGCGCACCCCACCAACAGCAACCCACAGCCCGCCGUUGCGCACCCGCACCCCGAUUGGCGCGCCGCCGAGAGUAACGUCGCCCCUCAAGAAUGAGCUACGACCAGACGAGUCACCCAAACGACAAGCCAUUUCGAUGCUUGAGGAAUUCGACCCCGAGGGCGGUGCAGGCGUCUGGGACGAGGGUGAGAGUGCGUGGAGCCAGCCGCCGCCUGUGCACUCGACUCCGAAGGGCGUGGUGCACGACGACUCGCUCGCGUUAACGGGCUCGCCUCAGCUGGGGUAUGAGUCGGUGUCGCUCGUCUCGGAGACUGAUGCGAAUGAGUCGAUGCAAGCCACCGAUGACGACACAUCCAAGACGCCUGUCGCGCGUCGUGUCGAGAACCCAUAUGCUCUCGGCGCGUCUCACCACCCGAUGCCGCCAAACGCGUCGUCGGUCACGCAGGCUGCCGCGCUCGCGAGGGCAGCUGCCUCUUCCAGCCCCCUCACGCCUCGCCCUCCCCUUCAGCGUGUGCCCAGCACCGCAUACGAGCAGCCGCCACCUUUGGGAAUGCCCUUCGAGCCGGUCAAGCCGUCUCUUCCCCUCAAUCCUUAUGCUCCUCCGCCCGCGGAAGGGUAUAGCCCGUACAGCCCUCCAAGUUUGCAGAAGCCGCCUGCCGCGCUCACCAGUCCCAAGGAGCCAGUAUCGCAAUACAUUCCCGGUAGCCCUAAGAAGACCACGCCGUUCCCGUCGACGCGCCGCGAGUCAACCGAGAUGCCCAGGCUGCGCCAUCAGCACACGGUCAGCAAUCCUUACGGGCCGUCGCCGUCGCAUACCCGCGACAACUCGGUUCAGGACCCGUACAAUCCGUACGCAUCGUCGCAGCCCGCUAACCCAUACUCGCCGUCGGCACCAUCGCAACCCAAGACGCACAGUCGUCAGUCGUCUGCACAGGAGCCGUACAACCCGUACGCUCCGACGUCAGCGAAGACGGACGCGUAUUGUCCCGCGACGCAGAACAAGUCGGACACGUACAGCCCUUACUCGCCCAACGCGCUGCAGAGGCAGGACUCGUUGAGCCACUACGGCGGCAAUGACUUCAACCCGUAUACGCAGAACAAGGUGCCCCCUCCGCAGUCCUUGGGCAGCUUCAUGACCUCGCCACCUGUUACGGGAAGCCAACUGCCAAUUGCGACUGGCCAAUCAGCGUACGACCCUUACGCGCCGACAACCUUCGCCGCCCCGAGCAACGACUUAUACUCGCCAGGUUUGGACAGUUUCGGACAGCGUGCGGUGUCACCUCCGCAGCCCAACUACUUCCAGUCGAUGGGCCCAUUGGACCCGACGUACGUCCCCCAGCAGGUACUGGAACAGCGUCCGGUCUCCGAGGACCCGCUUGGUCGCUGCGCGCCCGACGCACAUAACAUCCCCCUCGCCGUGUUCGGCUUUGGCGGCGUGCUCAUCACCAAGUUCCCCGGUACGGCGGACGACUCGGCUGACGCCCCGUCGUACGGAUACGCGUCGCACCGCGGCCUGGUCACUAUUCGCCCAGUUGCUGAGGUUGCUGAGAUCAGUGCGUUAUCGACCAACGCGGUGCCUUUUCCGGGCCCGCUGGUAUUCGACCCCGCCACAACCAAGGGCGCGGCGGGGGACAAGAAGCGCCGCGAUGCUGUGCUGUUGUACCUCUCGGCGCGCUCCGAGGAGAUCGAGCGUGGGUUGCCAUACCUCAAGUCGAACGCGAGCGCGAAGCGGCGUGACGAGGAGGCCAAGCUCGUCAUGAUGCGCAUUCUGACGGCGCUGGUCGAGGGCGACGGGCGGCUGUUUGGCACGCCCAAGGCGGAGGAGGCACUCCGGGCCGCGCUGCAGCCACCCGUCACGGUGCAUCCGGUGCCGUCGUUGAACGGCCUGGACAAGAAGCGCGCGUCGGCGGCGGCGCCCACAAAGUCACAGUUCCAGCAGCUGUCAAGCAUGGUCCUCGCUGGCGACAAGAAGGACGCGGCUCUGUUUGCUGCAAACUCUGGUCUCUGGGCGCACGCGCUUGUGCUGUCCAGCGCUGUCGGACCGGACCUUUGGCACGAUAUCGUGUCGCGCUUCUCAAAGGCUGAGCUCAGCCACGAUCCCGAGACCGCUGGCCUGCAAUCGGCUUACUCCAUCUUUGGCGGUAUUACGCCCGAAACGAUCGAUGACCUCUUCACGGCGGCCAACAUCACCGGCGACCCGAGUGCAGACCGCUGGCGCGAGGUGGUCGCUGGUGUGCUCUUCAACAGCAAGCCGACGGACCUUGUCUGCUUUGAUGAUCUCGGCGCACGCUUCCAGCGCGCCGGUCUCGCCAAUGCCGCGCACGUGUGCUUCCUCCUGUCGCCCAACUCGCCGUUUAGCGACAUGUCGCCGACGGCCAACGAGCGGCUGGUCAAGCUCGUCGACAACGCCAGAGACGAAGACGGCGCGAUCUUCGCCGAGAUCGCCGAGUACGCGCGCAGCCUUGUGCCGACGCCAAAGGGCGCCGAGGCUCCGCACGCAAGCCUCCUCCAGCUGAUGCCCAUUAAGCUGGCCCGCGCGUGGCGCGCCGCGGAGCUCGGCGAGAUCGAGCAGGCCAAGCGCUACUGUGAGGCUAUCGAGGCCUCGGCCAGACCGACCAAGCACUCGAGACUGAUGAUCCCGCGUCACGUCGCGGCGAGCAUGGAGGACUUGCUCGAGCGGCUCACUGGCGAGCCGUCUGCAUCACCCGCCAAGGGGCUCAGCAUGCGCAAGAGCAACAAGUCUCUCGGUUCGUGGAUCGAGGGCCGCCUCACCAAGUUCAUCGCUGGUGAAGAGGAGCAGCCGGCUGCCAAGCUGGUCCCUGAGCCCAAAGAGGGCAUCCCUGUCGGGCCCUUCAGCCACUUUGCGUCCAUCUCGCCAGGCCCCAGCGCUGCCCCAAGCGCGGACGCCAGCAGAGCCGGAUCCCACGUAGAACCCGACUAUCCCCCAACAGCGUCCUCGUACGACUCGACGUACCAACCUGAAACGUCGAGCUACCAACCGUGGGGCGAGGAGGACAGCAGUACACCCCAUGCCGACGAUAGUGAGCUCAUCAACCCAAUGGCCAACAUGUCGCUCGGCCCUGGCCCGGUGCCGCAAGACGACUACAAGCCAGUCCCGAAGCCGGCUGCGUUUGACGAGGACGAGGACGACAUGGGCUUUGGCAAUUCGUCACUGAGCCGUGGGCGCACGCCGAAGGCUGAAGCGACGCCAACAGAGGAGAAGAAGGAGGAGUCCAAGGAGGAGAAGAAGAAGGAGGCACAAAAGGCAGGGUGGUUCGGUGGUUGGUUCGGGGGCAAGAAGAAGGACGAGUCGGGGCCCAGCUACACGAGAGCCAACCUCGGCGACGAGACCAGCAUGGUAUAUGACCCCGACCAGAAGCGCUGGAUCGUCAAGGGUGCCAAGGCAGCGCCUUCAGCGCGGUCGACGCCUCCCCCACCUCCGCGUGCACAGACCGCCUCGCCCGCGGCGGGGCGCGCAACCCCACCACCUGGCGGCUCAGCUCCACCGUCGCGACUGGCAAUGGGCGCUCCAUCUAGAUUGUCGCUCAGCGGUCCCUCCGGUCCACCUUCAGGGCCACCUUCUGGCCCGCCCUCCAGCCUGCCGUCGGCGCCCUCGCGCGGCCCACCGCGUUCCGCGCCGCCCGGUGCGUCGCUCGACGACCUCCUCUCCCGUCCGUCGUCGGGACGGCCUGCAUCAGCUGCGGCGAAGAAGAAGCGCGCGGGCAACAAGUAUGUCGACGUUUUCCAGGGUUAG
This is a messenger RNA of Cutaneotrichosporon cavernicola, 7521 nucleotides long. RefSeq lists its product as uncharacterized. Gene Ontology annotation, cellular component: endoplasmic reticulum exit site; ER to Golgi transport vesicle membrane. Bases 1 to 7521 code for a protein of 2506 amino acids. The transcript is spliced from 2 exons. Lineage: Eukaryota; Fungi; Basidiomycota; Tremellomycetes; Trichosporonales; Trichosporonaceae. Gene Ontology annotation, biological process: COPII vesicle coat assembly; autophagy; Golgi organization. The record is from RefSeq and is a predicted model, not a curated record.